Messenger RNA from Scheffersomyces coipomensis, 2766 nucleotides. RefSeq names its product Psy2p (gene PSY2). Gene Ontology annotation, biological process: DNA damage response; protein dephosphorylation. The record is from RefSeq and is a predicted model, not a curated record. Gene Ontology annotation, cellular component: nucleoplasm; protein phosphatase 4 complex. Lineage: Eukaryota; Fungi; Ascomycota; Pichiomycetes; Serinales; Debaryomycetaceae. Gene Ontology annotation, molecular function: protein phosphatase activator activity. The coding region runs from base 1 to 2766 and encodes 921 amino acids. The transcript is spliced from 2 exons.
AUGGAAUCACCACCCCUCACGUCAAGUCAGAAUAAUACCAUUGACGAGAGUUCAGAUCAAAUCUUGGUUCCAGUGGUAGGACUCACUCCUAGGCGGGUCAAAGUUUAUUUAUUACAAGGUGAAGAUUGGUUAGAUAAUGGAACAGGAUAUUGUGUUGGAGAAAUCGAUGAAACUUCUAAAUCACCUUAUUUCUUAGUACGGAAUGAAAAGGAUCCUCAAGAUAUCAUCUUAAAAUCAUUCUUGGAAGGUUCAAUUCAAUAUCAGCGACAACAAGAGACUUUAAUUGUUUGGACUGAUCUUAAUGGUAAAGAUCUUGCCUUAUCAUUUCAAGAAAUUGAAGGAUGUGCUGAUCUAUGUGAAUUCAUUAUUAAAGUACAACAAGAACUGUAUAGUCCUGAUAUAUCAUUAUAUUAUGUCAUACCGAGCCUUACUGAAGGUGAAGAUAUAACUGAAUUAAUCACAGGUCCAGUAAUAUAUCCUAUUGAACCAACUACUACAAAUCUUGAAUCAAUAUUAGAAAAUCUAAAUCAAAGUUCAAGUUAUCAAUUCAAACGAUUUAAAAUCCUGAAAUAUAUCAUUGAUAAUGAUUAUUUUUCAAAAUUAGUUACAGCAUUUGAAGAAUCAGAAUUAUCAAAAAAUCUAAUUAAUCUAUAUACAUUAAGUGAAAUCAUUAAAACUUUAAUCUUAUAUAAUGAAACUACAUUGAUUGAAGAUUUAUUAUCAUCAGAUGAAAAAAUAUUUGCCUUAUCAGGUAUACUUGAAUAUGAUCCAGAAUAUCCCAAUUUUAAAGCUUGUCAUCGAGAGUUUUUAAAGAAUAAAUCAUUUAAAACCAUUAUACCAGUUGAUAAAUUAAAAAUAUUCAAAAAGGAUUUCCAUCUAAACUAUUUAAAAGAUGUGGUAUUAGCUCGAUUUCUUGAUGAUCAAACAUUUAACUUAUUAUCGUCUUUGAUUUAUAUAAAUCAAGUUGAAGUUAUCAAUUAUCUUAAGGAUGCCAGUAUCUUGGAAACCUUAUUUAAAAUAUAUAAUGAAGAUGAUGAAAUAAAUCUAAAACGUGAUGGUGUGAGAAUGUUACAUCAAUAUGUCCUUAUUGCAAAGGGCUUACAAACUUUCCAACGACUGGAGUUCUUUUCUAUGUUAGUUAAAAGUGGACUAUUCAAAAUGAUUAGUUUUGCUUUGAAAGAUCUGGAAAAUAGUAUCAGAGUUCUAGGUACGGAAUUGAUUGUCAUUAUUAUAGAACAAGAUGUUUCGUUAGUGAAUUCAGUUGAUAAUGAAGAAAAUAUUGAUAAUUCAGAUCCACCAGCUGGAAAUCAUAUCAUUAAUGAAGAAGAGAAAUCAAUUGUUGCUACAAAUGAUACAAAACGACUUAAAUUAAAAUUAUCAGAUGAUAUGACUUUAAUUACUAUAUUAACUAAGUUAUUAGUAGAAGAUAAAAAUCCCGGAUUAAAAGUUCAAGCCUUUGAAGCAUUAAGAAUUUUAUUAGAUGCUAAUAUUGCAACAUCAACUAAUCCCAUUCACAAUAAUAAUAAUAAUAAUAAUCACAUACCAACUGACAACGAUGAUGAAGAAGAAAAUACUAACGGAAUCAUUGAACCCGAUGAUUUUAAAGAUAUUAAUAUUAAGAAUUAUUUCAAAGCAUUUUAUUCUGAGGUUGCACCUAAAUUAUUUCAUAAUUUAAUUGAAUUAGCUUCAAUGUCAGACGAUGCUAUUGAUUCCAAUGUUAUAGAAAGUAUCAGAAGUAAUCAAUUAUUAUAUCAACAUUUAUGUGAAUUAAUUUCUUUCUGUACUAAAGAACAUGAAAGCCAUAUAUCACGACCAUUUUUCCUUGAAAGUAAUAUUUUAUUAGGACUUGGGAAAUUAAUAAAAAUCAAUGUUAAAACGAUUUUAAAAUUAAGUGCUAUAAGAUGUUUAAAAAGUUUAAUCUUAUUGAAUGAUAAUUUUUAUACUCGAUAUAUUAUUAAUAAUCAAAUUUUACAUUAUUUUUUUGAUUAUUUUGAAAAGAUUGCUGAUCAAAAUAAUUUAGCUAAUUCAACAUGUUUAGAUUUCAUUGAAUUAAUUCUUAAAAAUUGUGAUGAAUCAAUAACUAUUAAGAGACAAAAUUAUAAAUUAUUAGCCAGUUAUAUUUAUAAUGAUUUUAAAGAAUUUUGUGGAACAAAAAUCAAUCAUGUUAGUACUGGAAGAGAAUUAAUUGAUUUAGUUGAAAAUGGAUUUUAUGAUGAUUGUAAUUCAUCAAGUAUGGUUAAUGGUACUGAAAAUACUACUAAAAAUGAUGAUAUGAGUUUUGGAUCUGAUGAAGAAUUUUUAAAUAGUCAUAAUGCUUCAACUCCAAUUAAUGAAGAAGAUAAUGAUAUGAUUGAUCUGGAAGAAAGUGUGCUUGAUAAACAUACUCCAACUGAUAUAUUUGAGCAUACUGUUGUUAAUGGAGAAAAGCGACCUCGAGAAGAUGAAGAAGAGGAUGAUGAAUCAGAUUCUGAAGUUGAAGUAGAUCAAGAUCAAGAACAAGUUAUCGGGAAUGGCAAGUUCAAAUCUGAAACUGAAGAGGUUAUAACAUCAUCAGAUGAAAGUUCAGACAUUAAUUCCCAUAAAGGAAAGAAUGGAGUAACGAUCUUGACUACCACUCAUAAAAAUCAUGAUAAUAAUAAUAAUAAUAACACUAGUAAUGGUGGUGAUGAAGUAGAAGUAAAGAAAUCAAAGUCUAAUGGAGUUCAAAAGAGAUUUUCUUCAGCUAGUAAAAAGAUUGCUUUAAGCUUAAGAAAUAAAAACAAUUGA